Salvia splendens (bonfire salvia) is the source of this 1468-nucleotide messenger RNA. RefSeq lists its product as uncharacterized. The record is from RefSeq and is a predicted model, not a curated record. Bases 572 to 1354 code for a protein of 260 amino acids. Gene Ontology annotation, cellular component: membrane. Lineage: Eukaryota; Viridiplantae; Streptophyta; Magnoliopsida; Lamiales; Lamiaceae. The transcript has 7 exons.
CUUAAUAUAUUUAUUCCCAAAUCCGUCCCCAUUUUCCUAGUAAUUCCACAACUGCCAUCCGUGCUUGAUUACACCGGAAAAUUGAAUUCGAAAUGGAGAAUGCCGGAGCGGCGGAGGGAGUCGGAUAUUGGUUACAGUGGCAGGUACUGCUUUCCGCUCUUGUAUGCGUGAUCCCUACGGUCGUCGCGAUCAGAUUCCUCCGCAGGAUAGGCGGCGGAAGCCAUCCGGUCAAGUCGGCCGAUCUCUGGUCUCCUUGCUGGCGGAAUCUCCAUCCUCGAUUGCUCCUCUUCUACCGCGCCUUCGCCUUCAUUUCCAUGGCUUAGGGUGUCCACUAUGGGAGCGGCUCGGCGGUCGCCGAAGAGGGGUGUGGGGCGAGGCGGGAGGCGCGGCGGUCAUAGUGGCUGGGGUGGCCGCCGCGCCUGAGGACGGGGGAGGGGGGCGGAAACGGCUUCGCCGCGUGCGGGGCGAGGACGCGGCUGGUGGGGGUGAGGCGCGCCUAUAGGCGCGGCGGUCAUAGUGACCGCAGCUUCCGGCGCGGCGGUCGACGCAUGCAAAAUUUUUUAUUUUUAAAAUGAAAAUUGAUUAUAAAAUUUGGGGGCUAUUGGAGGUAUCCACUAUAGUGGCGGAAAUAGAAUUUUGGGGCUAUGGACAAAAAUCCGGGGCUAUGGACAAAAAACUGGGGCGGGGCUAUUGGGCGUGUCCACCUUAUAGUGGACACCCUUACUUGCUCUACCAGACUGUUGCUGCCUUGGGCUUCAUCGUCUUCUUUUUCUACACUCAGUGGACGUUUGUUCUAGUGCUAGUAUACUUUGGGAUUGCUACUCUCGUUUCGAUUCGAGGAUGUACGAAACCUGUGGAGAAUGAAUCAGAUGAGAAGCUUGGAUUUCUCGAACACCUAAUGCAAAUCAUCUAUCAGACAUCUGCAGGAGCCGUCAUGCUCACGGAUAUUGUGUUCUGGUGCCUCUUACUUCCAUUCAUGUUGGGAGAGAGCUUUCAGCUCACUCUUUUGAUCGGGUCCAUGCACUCUGUAAAUGCCGUCUUUCUCAUUCUUGAAUCGGCCCUCAAUCGCAUGGUAUCUGGCUCUAGCGUUGGUUCACAUCCCCUUCUACGGAUUGUAUGUAUGGCUUACAAAAGCAAAACACAAGGCCUUCUCAACAUGGUUUCCCAAUGCAUUUAUGAGGUUUCCAAAGAAGAAAGAAAUUUAGGGUUCGCCAGAUUCUUGCAAUUGGAAAUGGAUGCAUGUAAAAUGUAUUUCGAGUUAGACAGCAAAUGUACAACAAUAAGAUCAAUAUUUAUACGAGAUGAUAUGCUAGAUCAUUCUCUUCUGAAGGGUAUAUUCUUACUGUAUUUGUGAUAAACACAGAGAUUGUUAUCACUAGUACUACCAAAAAAAUCCAAUACUGUAGAAUUUGAUUAACAGAUGAAACAGAUGAAAAUCCAAUAACAGAUUGUUAUUCGCAUUUUGUAA